Molecule: messenger RNA, 2452 nt
Organism: Amphibalanus amphitrite
Lineage: Eukaryota; Metazoa; Arthropoda; Thecostraca; Balanomorpha; Balanidae
Gene: inaF-C
Exons: 2
Coding region: 1433-1990 (185 amino acids)
Source: RefSeq, a predicted model, not a curated record
AAGGACCGGAGGUGCCACUGCGAGGUCAGUUGCCCUCGGGGCCUGGGCCAAGUCAGUCAUACGCUGUUCACCAUGAAGCUUAGACUGCCGUUACGGUUUUAAAGACGGAACGUUUUCCAAAAUGUUGCGUGAUAACCGGCGGGUUUGGUCCUCUGACAGUGGGGGCCGUAUGCGGAGUGGUGGUGCCGUGAGGAUUGGUGUCGUGGUCUAGGUAUCGCCGCUGACUGCGGGGCUCGUUUACUGCUGAAAAAGACACUGGGAGUCUGUGUACGCCCGAAUGGAGGCUGUGUCGUGUUGCGUGUAUCUUGAGAGGGGCGCCGUCCUAGCAUCCAGCUGUAAUUCCUGCCUCUGACGGCGAGCCGGUGUCCGCUGUCCACUGCCUUGUGGAAGUGUCCGCAGGUAGGGAGGGUGUGUCCGUUCUCCGCCGGUCGGUGUCCGCUGUCCGCCGUUCGGGACAGCAGUGCCGAUGGCUGGACCAGGCUGUGAGCCGGGGCGUUGCGACCAAAUCCAUUUGUUAGGUAUUGCAGCGCCAGUUUUACCUGUAAUGUGCCUGUGGAGACGUGUGCCGUGCAUGCUUUGUUCGCUGCUGUCAGCCAGUUGUGUUAUGACCUAUUGAUGCCUAGCGGGUCCGUGCCAAAAGACAGCAUUCGUUUAUUUAUUAUUAAUGGUAGUUUGACUGGGGUUAGCUUGGCUUUGUGGCAUUCUAUGUGUGUGAGUUCUAGUCGCCAGGUGUAGCUUCUGCUACAGUGGAUCCUUAUCACAUUUACGGGCACAGCAAUACGUUUGUACUCGUGUCUGAAAACUGCUCACAUAUCCUUAUUACCAGACCGCUGACGAAGCGGUCGAGCGCUGGAGAGGCAUUGGAAGCGGCAUAUUUUUGUAUGGACAAGCACAAAGUGCCCGUUAUUUUUGCAAACUAUGGUGCAAUGGUCUGUUGGUGUUUUGUUUUGUUAUGCAUACAAAUUUGAAGUAAUGGUGUUUAUGAUUACAGCGAUGGCCGACGGUAAAAAACGCCUCGCGUGAACACAGUGCUCCAACAUUGACACGUGCAGUGCAGCACUGAUGUCAAUGGACCGCUCUCAGCUCACAGCUGAGCCGGCUGACUGAAGUGCACUGGGCUCACGGUGGCCGUGAACUCCCGACUCAGUAAGGACUAGGGAGACGUCCCGGUUUGCCGUCGCCAGUCUAAACUCUAAUUGGGAGACAGCUGCAAACCGGUCACUAGCCUCAGAGGGCAGCGUAUGGUGCCCGUCCACGGGCAGCUGCAUGCAUGUGUCACAGCGAGUAGCGACGGCAGCGUCACAGUUACCGGUGACAGGUAAUCAUUGUCGGCGGACCGGUUCAAUCAGGGCCGAGUGGGUAUCACAGAUUAUACCUACUCUCUGACCGGUUCUGAUCAUUGUAAUCCCCAGUCCCAUGUAAUGAAUGUCUUAUGUGGUAUCCCAUGAUAAUCAAUGCGAGGGGGCCCGGUGAGUCGGGCCUGACUGUCCUUGUCUUUAUCGCUCGGUACGUUAAGACGUUCUGUGACCUGACCUCCAUCGCCGUCACCGGUCCUCACCCCCCCCCCCCAUCCCGAGGAAGCCCUGUCUCGGCCGUCGGCGCCGAUGAAGCCCACCAACGUCGACCUCUGCCGCUGUCGGCUGCGACGGCAGCUCAGUCGUGCCGCAGAGCCGCGCCAGACCGCUCUCCGUCAGCCGACGCCAUGGAGAAGAAGGAGAGCGAGAAGUCGGCCGGCGAGGGCGAGAAGGAGGAGGAGGUGUCGCCCAAGAAGAUCACGCGCCUGAUGCGCCUUCUCUCGGUGGUUGGAUAUCUGGUGGCCGUGUCGUCUGCCGGCUUCAUGAUGUCGCUCUACUACAUCUUUCUGUGGGAUCCGUACGGCUCCGAGACGCCCAGCGCUCUGUCACUGAGGGCGGAGCGGUCGCCGCAGCUGCUGGCAGCCGGACUCGGCCGCGCUGCCGCCGCCUCACUCGGUCCGUCGCCACUGAUUUAACGGCGCCGCCCCCGUCGCUCGGAGCUCCUCGGCUCACCGCCGAUCCGCCAGCUGAGCCGUCUGUGCUGUGGGCGGAGACCUCUGCAGACAGGACACCAUGUGCCCCGGUGGCACUGGCGCUACCUCCGUCAGAAGCAGCCUGCAGGUGGAGGCGGCCUAAAUCGCCGGGAGCGAGACGCCGCCGGGUGGCGGCCUGCUCACAGUGACUUCUGCAGACGGUGUGAGUCCUUGUACCAACAAAAACCGUCAUACCGUCAAAGAGCAUACAAACGCUGUUUGGUUGACCGCACUCCUUCAGCAGUCAGCGCGCCUCGCAACGGAAUGUCAGCUGACAGCUACAGUCAGAAUCGCUUUUUACUUUUCAUGGAGAGUCAACGGCUCCUGGUUUGACGUUUUAGAUGCGCGUCCCCGCCGAUUGCUUGCUCUAUGUAAAAUACAGACUGAUACCGAUAAAAGAAGCCA